This is a messenger RNA of Tribolium madens (black flour beetle), 2969 nucleotides long. RefSeq lists its product as uncharacterized. Gene Ontology annotation, biological process: GPI anchor biosynthetic process. The record is from RefSeq and is a predicted model, not a curated record. NCBI's taxonomy places the organism in Eukaryota, Metazoa, Arthropoda, Insecta, Coleoptera, Tenebrionidae. Bases 138 to 1190 code for a protein of 350 amino acids. Gene Ontology annotation, molecular function: hydrolase activity. Gene Ontology annotation, cellular component: endoplasmic reticulum. The transcript is spliced from 5 exons.
CCCGCUCUUACGAAUGUAUACAAAAACAAGACAAAAAUGUGGUUCUAGUUUUUAUUAUAAAUUACGUAAAUCUUUACUUUCUUAUUAUGCAAAUUCAUUUUUAGAUACAUGCUAAAAAUGUAGAUUGGCACUAGAAAAUGAGACUUUAUGGGAGAUGUUCGAGACGACAAUUUUUCAGUUUCUGGCUUGUUUUGGCUUUGGUUUAUGUAUUUUACGUGGAAUAUUGGGAAUACAUGUGGAACAGUACCACUUGGCAGAAACUGAAAUGUGAAAAUGAAAGAGAUUGUACAAAAAUCCUGCUUGUUGCCGACCCUCAAAUCAUAGGACAACGUAAAGAGAUUAUACAUUUUCUCACACCUUUUAGUAUCUUUGAUAGUGACUUUUAUCUAAAAAAAACGUAUUACUGGGCUUUCAGGUUUGCACAACCUGAUAUUGUUGUAUUUCUGGGUGAUUUAAUGGAUGAAGGUUCAAUCGCCAACAAUGAAGAGUUUUAUGGUUAUGUGCGACGAAUUUUUAACAUUUUCAGUGAUCAAGUACCAUCCACUCUUAAGCAUAUCUGGCUACCUGGUGAUAAUGAUAUUGGUGGUGAGGAAUUCGAUCGAGUGACUGAAGAGAAAUUCAAGCGCUUUCACAGGGCUUUUGCCCAACCUGAACUAAUAUACCACAAAAAUAUCACAUUCUUUAAAAUAAACCGUUUCAUUCAAAGCAUUCCUGUUAUCAAAGAAAGACGAGAUUUUUACGACACUUCUAGAAUUUUUGUUGGACUUAGUCAUGUACCACUCAUGUUUAUUCCCUCAUUGUUUGUUGAAAAAGUUUUUAAUAAAGUGCUACCUCAGGUAUUGUUCACAGCCCACGAACACAAAUCGAUGAUUGUGAGUACAGACGCAUUACUCAGACAAGAUCGUCAAAUUGUUCCUGUGACACCUGACAAUAAUAAAGUCUAUGAAUUUACUUUGGGCAAUACUGACAUGUACGAAUUUAUUAUACCGACGUGUUCGUACAGAAUGGGCACAGAUAAAAUCGGCUAUGGCUUUGCUGUGCUUGAAAAAAAUGAAAUACGAUACACUGUGCUGUGGUCUCCGUCCCGCUUUACGCAACUUCAUAAUUACUCAAUAGUAAUUUGCUUUAUAUUUUUUAACUUUUUGUUUUAUUUUUGUUGCUGUAAGAAAUCAUCAAAGAGGUUUUGCUAAACCGAAUGAGUACCUGCCAAGUAUUUUAGUAUACAAAGCUGCAUUCAGUAUUUUUGCUAGUGCUAAAACUUGAUGUUUUAGUCAAUCGAAAAAAAAAACAAUUUAAUAUAAUAAGUAAUAAUCCAUCAACUUAAAACGUAUCGUGUUGUACUUUAAAAGUACUUAAAUUUUUAUUACAAAAUAGUAACAUAUCGUACUACCAAUUGGUGGGAUUACUAAUUAUUGAAACUAAUUAACUAUUGAUAUUCAAUAUGUAGCAGCAAAAAUAUUCUGACAUAUCUUUAAUGUACAUAUGUACAAGUGCAGCAUUAUACAAUUUUUAUUUUUUGAGACUUUAUGUUAGGAUAAAAAAAAGUUAUUACUUUUCACUUUGUAAAGUAAGUUAUGUGAACUGGAACUAGAUUAUUUAUUUACUCUAUUCUAGCUGAGUUUUCAAAUUGUAUUACAGUUUAGAAGAGCUAUGACCAUAACAAUUUAAUAAGACUACGAAAAUGUAAAGAAAAGAUUGAAUCUCUUACGGAUUACAAACAAUGUUUUUUCUGCAAUUACAUGACUUUUAGAAAAGUAUCUCUAGGCAAGUACAAAAUAAUAAUGUUGUUAAAUUGCGCAAUGACUACUUACUGACAUUUCUGUAAACACUCAAAAUGUAGUUUAAAAUGACAAUCUGAGAAAAACAACGAUUUAAAUAUUCUAAAGUCGCAUUAAGAUGGGUGAGGUAAUGGAAGGUGCCAAAUAAAAUUAAUUUUUAUUACAUUCUAAAAUUGUUACCAACUUCUGAAUGACGACACACAUUUUGUAUCUAAAUACGUAUCUUAAGCUUAAUUAAUUUUUCUCAAUAACUAUCAAAUAUAUUACUGUGAUUGUGUGAGAAUCCAUUUCAACUACAUACUCAAUUUUCACAUGCGUGCCAUUUAUGAAUCUCUUUGCAAUAAAUGUUUUUUAUUAUUUUUUGUUUCAACUAUGGCUGAAGUACUCAUCAAAUGCAUUAAUUAUAUAUUUUAAUUUUAGUAUUGUUAUCAAGUACCUAUGCUCUACAUUCAAACAUAUCUGUGUUAUGUAGUUUAUAUGUUAUGUAUCGGGUGAUUAAAAAAUGUGUGGCAUAAUUUUAACCACGAAUAACCCUCUACAAAUGAGAAUAGACAGUACUUAUACUAUAUACAGUACUUAUAUACAGUAUUUAUUGACCCCCCCUCAAAAAAUAGAAAAAUUACAGUUUUCCAAAAAUCGGUAUGAAAAAAUUAUUUUCUGGAAAUAUUUUUGUGCAGAGGUAUUUGUGGUUAAAAUUAUGAAUCAUGCUAUAUAUAAAUUUUAAAAUUAUUAUUAUUAACAUAAAUAAAAUAUUUCAAUGGUUAUUUGUGUUUACUACUAGUAAGGCCCCCUCAGCACACAACUUUUUUAACAAUUUUGCUCCGUUUUUAAAUCUAUAUUUAAAAAGCAAAUGUUUCAGGUAUUCUGCCCUGUUUUUAAGUAGUUUUUAAUUUCUUCUGUUUUUAAAGUACAUAUAUUAAAAAAGCCUUCGGUUCAUGAAGCUAUGGCUACAUUUCUAAGCAUUUCGAUCUGUUUGUACUAUCUGGGUAAGUUCAGCACAACACUUAAAAUUUUAAGGAUUCUUCCCUGUUUUUUAAGGUAGAAGGCAUGUGGAUAAUGAUUUUAAAAGGAAAUUGGUAGGUUUUUCCGACGGGGUAAAACAUUCUGUAAAAUUGAUGUAGUAACUGUAUUUAUUAAUUGUUUUUUUUAAUUUGCAUUUAUAAUACGUUUAUUAACCUCUCUCAGUAGGAG